AUGCCUAUGAAUGCGCCUAUGACGAACAACACGGAAUUUAUUUCCAUCAACAGGCCCAUUUUGACACCAAAGCAGGAGCAGGAGAAAUGGCUUGGUGAGACCGUGCAGGCAGUGACGGAGAAGGCGGCUCGUAUGAAGAAAUAUAUUCGUCAACGCGAAUUUAUUGAAGUCAUGCGCAGCGCGUCACAGAUGCUCUUAGAGCUUCGUAUCGGCAUGUUGGCACCGCAGUACUACUAUGAGCUCUAUGUAAAGGUCUUUGACGAGAUGCAGUACUUGGAGCAGUACAUAGAGGAGGAACACAACCGUGGCCGGUCUCUGGAGGAAAUGUAUGAAGUGGUGCAGCACGCCGGUAACAUUGUGCCACGUUUGUAUCUCCUCAUAACCGUUGGCUCGGUGUAUGUCAAGUCCGGGGAACAGCCAGCCAUUGAGAUUCUGCGGGAUUUGGUGGAGAUGUGCAAAGGGGUACAACACCCUACACGUGGUCUCUUCUUGCGUCACUUUCUCCUGACAAUGAUGAAGAACAAGUUGCCUGGCGACAGCAACCGUGUUAUUGCGAACAGUCUGGAGAGUGAUGGUGGGACCGUGGAGGACACAGCCGAGCUGAUUCUGCAGAACUUCAGGGAGAUGAAUUGGUUAUGGAUCCGUAUAGAGGCAAGGGCACCACCGAAGGCCGUGGAGGCUCAGAGUCAGGUGCAGCGCAAAAAAAAGGAUCGUAGGGAGUUGUGUGUGCUUGUAGGCAUGAACAUUGUACGGCUUUCUCAGUUAGAGGGGGUGGAACGACAGUUGUACAAGAGCAACAUUCUUCCGCGUCUAUUAAGCAUCAUCGUGAAGUAUCGUGAGCCCCUGGCGCAGCAGUACCUGUUGGAAGUUAUUGUCCAAGUCUUUCCCGACGAGUUUCAUCUCUUCACCCUCAAUGAGCUGCUCAGUAUUCUUGAGGAUGUCUCACCGGGCGUGGAUGUGUGCGCCAUUUUGGCCUCGCUCAUGGAGCGGCUUGGCAACUACGCGGUAUCGCUGCGGGAAGGCGUUGCGGAGGUAAGCGGCCGGAAGGAGGAAAAAUUGCUGCAGAAUAUGUUUGAAGUUUUUAAAACACGCCUUGACGCCAUGCUGACCGCAAGUCAUGUGAGGGAUAAAAGCAAUCAUACCCUUGUUAGUGGAACUAGUAGCAGUGGCGACGGUCCUCAGCGUCCGCAUUACCAACUUACACCCUCUUUGUAUGUCAACUCCAUGACGAGCCUUGUCAGUCUGACCCUAAAGGCAGACCCGGAGGCUGCUGUGGAGCACAUUAGUACCGUCUUUACCGCUAUGGCAGGGCAACUCGUCCUCCCGCUAAACCACGCAAUGGUGACGAUGAUUGAACGCAUGAUUGUGCACGUUAUUGAGACAUUGAAAGACCCAAGUGUUGUACUUGGCAUUCGUGACAUGGACGUUUUGACGCAAAAUUUGCCAUUUCUUUCACGUCGGGCGGUGGCACUCAGAUUGUGCACGAACAUUGUGCGCUCCGCAUCUCAUCGCAUUGGAACGCUUGAUUUGUGCGCGCGGCUCUUUGAGCUCCUUGCACCGCUUGUACGGGAUGAGCCGGACGCACCUUUGCACCACGGCGCUGUGUAUGUUGGCGAUGCCGCGGAGGAAUUCCUUGAAGAGCAGCACCUCGUGUCUCGCGUGCUGCAUCUACUGCAAUGCGAAGACGUCUCCAUGCAGAUGAAAAUGUUGAAUGGUGUACGGAAGCUGCUGGGGCAAGGCGGGCCGGAGCGCAUUGCCGUGACGUUACCGACAUUAGUCUCUCUUUACAUCCGUCUUGCGCUACGCGUUGCAAUCACGGCCAAAACAGAGGGAGCGGAUGUUGAUGCCAAGACAGAUGGGGAAAACAACAUUAAGGCGGUGAAAAGGGUGUCGUGCCACAAGCCCUUUCAGAUCAUUCACUCUGGUGACGGCAAGGGCAUUCUUGAGAUGCUUGCGGCAGAGAAGCCGACGGAGAGCUUUUACCUUUACCUUACCAGCGCCAACGCCGCAGACACAUGUGGCCUGCCCGAUGUGGCUUAUGAGCUCUACACCAGCGCCUUUCAGAUUUACGAGGAGAAUGCCGCCGAUACGCGGGAGCAGAUUGAAAUGGUGAGUUGCCUUAUCUCCUCCCUCUACAGCCUGCGCAACGUCCCAGAGGAGAGCUACGAGCUGCUCGCGACCAAAGUCUGUCAGUACAGUUCCAAGUUUGUGCGUAAGAUUGAUCAGAGUCGUGUGGUUUCUCUCUGUGCCAAUCUCUUCUGGAGAAGCGCCUUCUCCGAGGAGAGUCACCGCCGUGUUUUGGAGUGUCUGCAGCGCUCCCUGAAGAUUGCCGAUCACGUGCAGGAGACACAACGGCUCCCUCUCUUUGUUGAGCUGCUUAAUCAGGUGCUGCACUACUACGCCACAAAGGCGCCAGGGGUGACGGUGAAUUACAUCUCUGCCCUCAUCGACCUAGUGCAGGAGACGACGAACAGCACCCAUAGUAUGGUUACCGGCAGUAACAGUGACGACGGCCUCGAGGUGGAGGAACCCUGCGAUGGCAUGGAGGGGGAAAAUAAAAACAACGGCGAUUAUGUCAACUCGGAAAGGGAGGUGUACACUGCAGCACGUACUUUCUACCGCAACACGACGCACUACAUCCGAUCGCGGCAGCAGGUAGAUGAACGCUGGAAGGAAAUUGAUGUGUAA
Messenger RNA from Trypanosoma cruzi, 2688 nucleotides. RefSeq names its product vacuolar protein sorting-associated protein 35, putative. NCBI's taxonomy places the organism in Eukaryota, Euglenozoa, Kinetoplastea, Trypanosomatida, Trypanosomatidae. The transcript has a single exon. Gene Ontology annotation, biological process: retrograde transport, endosome to Golgi; intracellular protein transport. Bases 1 to 2688 code for a protein of 895 amino acids. Gene Ontology annotation, cellular component: retromer complex; late endosome; retromer, cargo-selective complex. The record is from RefSeq and is a predicted model, not a curated record.